GCGCGCGCGCACCAACGCUUCCUCGCCCUGCGUGUGCGUGCGCGGCGGAGGCCAGCCGCGGCACUGUGCGGUUCCGGCGUCGGGGCCCGGCAUGGCGGGGGUCGGGGCCAGGCCGGGCCGGACCCGGACCUAAAUGCCUCUAUUUGUCUCCGCGCUGUUGGUCUUGCUGCUGGUUGCGCUUAGCGCACUCUUCCUAGGCCGGUGGCUUGUGGUCCGGUUGGUCACCAGGUGGUGUCAGCGUAAGUUGCAGGCAGAGCUAAAGAUUGGCUCCUUCCGAUUUUUUUGGAUCCAAAAUGUCAGUCUUAAGUUUCAGCAGCACCAGCAGACGGUGGAAAUUGACAACUUGUGGAUUUCCAGCAAACUCCUUAGCCAUGACCUUCCACACUAUGUGGCAUUGUGCUUUGGAGAAGUACGCAUCAGGACGGACCUACAGAAGGUUUCUAGCCUGUCUGCCCCAUUCUCUCAGAACACAGAGGUGGAGCAAAAGGAACUGUCCCUCAGCCCAUCCUUGUUGAAGAUCUUCUGCCAACUAUUCUCCAUUCACGUAGAUGCCAUUAACAUCAUGGUUCUUAAGGUGGCUACCUCUGAGUCCUUGUGGCACAUCCAGAUCAGUAGAAGCAGAUUUCUUUUGGACAGUGAUGGGAAGAGUCUCAUCUGUAAAGUGAACCUAUCUAAGAUCAAUAGCAAAGUCCUGAAGAGUGGUCAGCUGGAGGAUACAUGCCUAGUAGAGCUCUCACUGGCCCUAGACUUGUGCCUCCAGCUCGGCAUCGGCAGUUGGCAUCUGAAGGCUGUCACUGUGGAUGUGUGGACACUCCAUGCUGAGCUACAUGAAGGUCUCUUCCAUAGUCAACUACUGUGUCAUGCCCCAGGCCGGAUUUCCAAAUCUGUUUCUUGUUCAGAUUUGACUGAGAACUUUGCUGAACCAACUCUGCCUGGCCUACACCUCCUCCAGCAGCUGCCAGACCGAGUCGAGGUGAAGAUGGAAAACACAAGUGUGGUGUUGUCUAUGAACAGUCAGAAACGGCACUUGACUUGGACACUGAAGCUGCUGCAUUUCCUGUAUCACCGUGAUGAGGAUCAACUGCCCCUUCGAAGCUUCACAGCAAACUAUGAUAUGGCACAGAUGAGCACUGAACUCCUGUUAGAAGACGGGUUGUUGCUGUCCCAGAGUCGCCAACGGAUUGUCUGCCUCAACUCCCUCAAGGCUAAUGUGCAGGUAACCACCAUCGACCUGUCAGCUUCUCUAGUUCUGAACACCUGUAUCAUUCACUACCGACACCAGGAAUUCUCUCACUGGCUGCUUAUGCUAGCACUGGAGACCCAAGGUGCUAGUUCUCCUGAUCUUAAACAAAGGAAGAAAGGAACCUUCCCUCAGAUCCUGGCUCCCGUUAUCUUCAGCACCUCAGUCUCCAAUGUUAGCAUUUCCAUUCAGCUUGGAGAUACACCACCUUUUGCUUUGGGGUUCAAUUCCAUCUCCUUGGACUACCAGCACCUCCGGCCACAAAGUAUCCAUCAGCGGGCAGUCCUAACUGUAGAUCAUCUCUGCUGGCGUGUGGGCAGUGACUCCCACAUUCAGCGGGCGCCACAUCCACCUAACAUGCAUGUUUGGGGUGAAGCACUUGUUCUGGACUCCUUCACACUACAGGGAAGUUAUAACCAGCCCCUGGGCUUGUCCAGCACCCAAUCCAAUACUCUCUUUCUUGACUGUACUAUUCGAGGACUUCAGGUAGAAAUAUCAGACAUCUGUGCCCAAUGUCUGUCUCGAAUCCUCUCCUUGGUGAUUCCACAGUCUGAAAAGUCAGCUGUCUCUAGGAAACCUUCACUUGGGGAAUGUGUGACCUUACUGUGGAAAGUAGACUUGAAGGUGGAGGACAUGAACCUGUUCACUCUUUCUGCACUGGUUGGUAAGUGGAACAGGAAGUCUGCUGAAAUUCUUCUUUCAUUAAGGAAGCUUAUUAUCUGGGCAGUGUCUAUGUUAGAGGCAUGAAACGCUAGAAAGGCU
Rattus rattus (black rat) is the source of this 2002-nucleotide messenger RNA. Its product is annotated as protein KIAA0100-like. The record is from RefSeq and is a predicted model, not a curated record. Bases 134 to 1987 code for a protein of 617 amino acids. NCBI's taxonomy places the organism in Eukaryota, Metazoa, Chordata, Mammalia, Rodentia, Muridae. The transcript is spliced from 14 exons.